Molecule: messenger RNA, 594 nt
Organism: Rubroshorea leprosula
Lineage: Eukaryota; Viridiplantae; Streptophyta; Magnoliopsida; Malvales; Dipterocarpaceae
Source: the annotation of a GenBank genome assembly
GAACGCGUUUCAGUUCUAAUUUAUAAUUUUUUUUUUGAGAAAAAGGUAUUAGCACUGCAUUAAGGAACUGCCAUACGGCAUCUACAACCAGUCCUUAUCCAAAAGGAUAAGGGUAACAAAUACAGAUAAGAACAAACUGGAGAAGUAAAGCAGAGUAGGCCCGAUGCAUGGGAGGAAGAGAGGUGAAAUCACUCGAGCAACCUGAGGUCGACCGAUCCAGCCAUGGGACACCCUUCAAACUACUCCGGAGAGGAUGGCGCAAGAUCUCCAGGACGCCGCGGCAGAGAUCCAGUCCGACGGUGACCCGAACUGGAAAACAGCGAGCACCUCCCUAUAUCUACAGGAAAGCCGAGGGUCGCCAGAUCUGAAACAAAUCAACUAUACAAGCAACUAUACAAGCAACAUAAAGAAAACAAACAACAAGAAAAACAGAAAAAAACCAAAAGGGUCACCGGAAUGGGACCCAGAAACCGACAGACCCCGGAAGGUCAUCGGAGGAAACCGAAUAACCCCGAAGGGUCAUCGGAAAAGGGAGCACAUGCCGGCUCCAGCAUGCUUGAGCGGCUGGGGAGCCCAGCGGCUCAAGCAUCAAAA